ACUCUCCGAGCCAGCACACACUGACACACAACAAACCUUUUACGAGGACAAGGGACACCUCUUCCUGUCUUGUUCCUCCAGCAGCUCCUCCCCCUGCCACACCACCCCCUCCCCAAUCUGCACCAUCAUCCACAGCUGGCUUGCUAGCUAGCUCGCAUAAUGGAUCCCGCUUCCGCCGCUAUGUAUCCGUCCUCUGCAGCCGUGAUCACCUCCACGCUUCUCGUCAUGCUGUCCCUCAUCUUCUGCUUCUUCCUUUUCCUCUACCUCCUCUGCUCCCUCCUCCCGAGGGCCUUCGCCGCCGGGCGAGCAGCGCCCCGUAAGCUGCCCCUGCCUCCCGGCUCCAUGGGCUGGCCUUACGUCGGUGAGACUUUCCAGCUCUACUCCAACAAUCCCGACACCUUCUUCGCCCUCAAACAGAAGAGGUACGGGGCGAUAUUUAAGACCCACAUCCUGGGGUGUCCUUGCGUGAUGGUGUCCAGCCCUGAGGCGGCGAGGUUCGUGCUGGUGACGCGGGCGCACCUGUUCAAGCCGACGUUUCCCGCGAGCAAGGAGCGGAUGCUGGGUCGCCAGGCCGUCUUCUUCCAGCAGGGCGACUACCACGCCCGGCUCCGCCGCCUCAUCCUCCGGGCGUUCUUGCCCGAAGCCAUCCGCCGCUCCGUCGCCCGCAUCGAGGCGGUCGCCCUCCGGACCUUGCAGUCGUGGGACGGCCGUCUCGUCAAUACCUUCCAGGAAAUGAAGACGUACGCAUUCAAUGUGGCGAUCGUAUCCAUCUUCGGGAAGGACGAGCUCUCCUACUUGGAGGAACUGAAACAAUGCUACUACACCCUCGAGAAGGGCUACAACUCCAUGCCCAUCAACUUGCCCGGGACGCUCUUCUUCAGCGCGAUGAAGGCCAGGAAGCAGCUGGCCCACAUCGUGGCCAAGAUCGUGUCCUCCAGGAGGAUGCAGAGGACAAACGAGGCCAAUAAUGACCUGCUCGGUUCUUUCAUGGAAGCCAAAGAAGCGCUCUCCGACGACCAGAUUGCAGACAACAUGAUCGGCGUCAUCUUUGCUGCCCGAGACACCACCGCCAGUGUGCUCACCUGGAUCGUGAAGUACCUGGGAGACAACCCCAGCAUCUUACAAGCGGUCACGGAAGAGCAAGAGGAAGUAAUGAAGAAGAAAGAAGCAGGCGACGAGGAGAAGUCCCUAACAUGGGCCGACACCAAGCGGAUGCCGUUGACUUUGAGGGUGAUUCAGGAGACCAUGAGAGUGGCCUCCAUCUUAUCCUUCACCUUCAGAGAAGCGGUGGAAGAUGUGGAGUACGAAGGGUAUCUGAUUCCCAAGGGAUGGAAGGUGUUGCCACUCUUCAGAAACAUUCACCACAGCCCGGAAAACUUCAGCGACCCAGAAAAGUUCGAUCCCUCCAGAUUCGAGGCGUCUCCCAAGCCCAACACCUUCCUGCCAUUUGGAAACGGGACCCAUGCCUGCCCUGGAAAUGAGCUAGCGAAGCUGGAGAUGCUGGUCCUCCUCCAUCACCUCAUCACCAAAUACAGGUGGUCUAUGUCGGGUUACGAGAGCGGAAUCCAAUUUGGACCUUUUGCGCUGCCAUUGAAUGGCCUACCCCUGCGAUUCUCUCUCAAGUCACCAGUGGAGGACCGAGCUGCUUGAGCUUUCUCCGUGGUGUCGCAUGCCGUUUCCAGAGUCUGGACGACAUGGUUGAGCUCAAGGAACAGGCCAUGCUAUCAAGACUGCUGCAGGUGAAGAAACCAGCAAGGAAACACCACCUUUGUUCUUGUGUUUGGAGGGGGUUGACAUCUCCACUGGAGUGUAUUAUUAUUAUUAUUAUUAUUAUUGUCUUAUGCUUCUUUAAUUUGAACGAGUGGUCAAGCAAUCAAAAGUGUUGCACCAUCGAAUGUUUAAUAUGUACUACAGAUUAAUAAUAAUAAUUCAGCUACUUACUGCAAA
Molecule: messenger RNA, 1947 nt
Organism: Musa acuminata subsp. malaccensis (wild Malaysian banana)
Lineage: Eukaryota; Viridiplantae; Streptophyta; Magnoliopsida; Zingiberales; Musaceae
Product: abscisic acid 8'-hydroxylase CYP707A2
Biological process (GO): sterol metabolic process; abscisic acid metabolic process
Molecular function (GO): iron ion binding; oxidoreductase activity, acting on paired donors, with incorporation or reduction of molecular oxygen, NAD(P)H as one donor, and incorporation of one atom of oxygen; heme binding
Source: RefSeq, a predicted model, not a curated record